GGUUAUACAGGGUAGACAUUAGGGUCAAACUUAACAAAUUCGCGGAAGUAGUAGUGAAUGUUAAAACGUCACCACCUAGUACUCCGUGAGUUAUUGCAAACUAUUAGACAAUUGACGUAAAGCUGAGUAUUCAUCCUUAGAGCAUGUUAAUGGAAUCCCUUUAAGUGUGUUUAUAAGAUAGUUAAAGAAUGUUUAAGAAGUGGGGAACGUGGCUUGGAGUAGAAACCGAAAAUGGCCAAGAAGAAGACGAAGAAGAAGAAGAAGAAGGAGCGUCUAUUGUUGUUGUUAGUGAAGACACGAAUGUCCCCCGAAACACACCGACUGCUGUCUCUGAAAGGGAGCAGACCGUUGCUCAACCGCCUCAGCUUCUCCAAAAAGCUAAGGGCUUCAGUGGCUACAUUUAUGAUUUCGCCAGCAGUGCCUCAAAGAAACUGUCCGAGUCCGUCGUCGAAACAGCACAAACCCUAAAGAAAAGUGUGGAGGAAGGGAAGAUCAAUGGAAUUAUUGAUAAGACCAUUUUGGGUGAUUUCCAGAAAGAACAAGAAAGAUUUGUUGAAGAGAAAAAAGCUAAAACAUCUGGUGCUGCUGUACCACCAUGGGUUGGUCAUAAUGAAGAGGAAACCAUACAGCAACAGAUUUUAGCGCUCUCAGCUGACAAAAGGCAUUUUUUGCGAGAUCCUCCGGCUGGGGUGCAAUUUCACUUUGACUUUGAUCAAAUGUAUCCAGUCGCCAUGGUGAUGUUGGAGGAAGACGAGCUCCUUCAGAAGAUGCGCUUCCAUCUGGUCCCCAAACAGGUGAAAGAGGAAGCCUUCUGGAAGAAUUACUUCUACCGUGUGUCUUUGAUCAAGCAGUCCGCUCAGCUCACGGCUCUGGCAGCACAACAGGCCGCUGAACGGAGAGACGUGGCGAGGACCGGCUCCAGUCCUCCUGAGACUCCUCAUCAAAAGGAUGUAGUUAAACGGAAAGCGCCCCCUGCUGUCUGCAGUAUCAAACCAAAGUCAAGGGAGGAAGAAGAGGAGAUCUCCGCCAGCCCGCCCGGGACUGAAUUUGUGAGCGAGGCUUUUGACUCAUGCAAGAUAAAUGAGGACGACCUGCGCAAAGAAAUGGAACAGCUGGUUCUGCUACCGAGCACACAUCAGGCGGAGACCCCUGACUGGGAGAGAGAGCUGCAGGAGGAACUUCAGGAGUACGACGUGUUGGCCGAUAACGACAACCGGGACGACAACUGGGACAGGGAGAUCGAAGAGAUGCUAAUGGAGGACAGUUAGAAGACUCACACAGUGGGCCCCAGCCUUAACUUUGUAAAGACCCCUUUAAAGUUCAGACGCAGCCCUCACCUACAGAUGUAUUGCUCCCGGCGGAGUGCUUCAUUACAAUAUUGGUCUUCUAACAACUCUCAGGGCAGAGAAAUACCACUGAACAUCGUCAACAUUUCAGUGUAGUAUAUCUGCGGCCUAUUUCUGCCGCCUUAAAAGUUGUAUCUGUUAAUAUUUAGUCUUUUCAGUUAAAAGAAGAGGAUAUACUGUCCUACAUGUCAGGUUCAUAAUGUGAUACGGAGGCACGCCUACACUGAGCUUUAAAAAAUUGCCUUAAACUCGGCUUCGGAGAAUUGAAGUGAGACUGUAAUUAUUGCUUAGCUUUUAAGCUGAAUGGUGGCCACUGUUGACACAAAUGGCUAUUACAGGAUAAAGGCAAAUGAGGAAAGUAAAGAGAAGGAGUCACAAACUCAACAACCUGAUUCAGCAACGUCUUUUGCACAGCAGUAUCUGCCUAAAGCUCGAUCUGCCUAGAGAAAUUAAAGUUACCAAUACCAAUGUUAAUUCCAACACUAAAUUGUUGGCAUUACAGUUGGCAUUAUUUGCAUGUCUAAGUUGUUUUGUACUUUUUUUCAGAAAAUGGUGGAGGUAGAAUGGGAUUAGUCUUCUUUCAAAAGUUACAUAGGCUCAAUUUAUUAAAUUAUCAUGAACCACGACAGGUGAUAUUUCAUGUGCACCAGUAGAGUAUUUUGACUGAGCCAACUUUUUUAUAUAGACAGUAAAUUAAAUUGAUGCUGUGAUUGUUGCUAAUAAUAUGUGUUAGCUUAAUUUAAUCUACCGUUUUAUGAUGUGUUGACAGUGCUUUACGGUAUAGAAUGUACUUCACACUCAUACCUGUAACACAUGUAUUUUAUCAAAAUGACAACAUGGAUGACUGAACAUGUAGAUUUUUUGUGAUUAAAUGCACAUGCACACGUAUACAUGUACUGUAGAUGCUGGUAUAAUGAGCUUUGUGCUCUUCCUGUCUGCUUUUUUUUACUGUAUAUGCAAACUUAAAUGUAGUGUUACUUUUUUAACCUUAACAUUUACUUCUUUCUAAAAAUGUGUUGACUUUUUCUUACACUAAUGCAUGUGAUCCUGUUAAGAUGUAUGUGCGUUGUUUUUGGAUACAGUGCUGUACUAGACAUAUAGAAACAUCAAACCAGA
Molecule: messenger RNA, 2462 nt
Organism: Etheostoma spectabile (orangethroat darter)
Lineage: Eukaryota; Metazoa; Chordata; Actinopteri; Perciformes; Percidae
Product: synapse-associated protein 1
Exons: 9
Coding region: 189-1268 (359 amino acids)
Biological process (GO): regulation of short-term neuronal synaptic plasticity; TORC2 signaling
Cellular component (GO): Golgi apparatus; cytoplasm; nucleus
Source: RefSeq, a predicted model, not a curated record